CAGAGGAUUGUGGAGAGAAAAGGAUGCUCAGAAAAGUCCUUUGGAAACUGCCCUGAGCUGGAAGAAAGGAGCAGGGGAGUUGCCCUGAGCUAAGAAAGGAACCAGCAUUGAGACUUGGUUUCUUUCUGCUGAGUCUCGGGAGAGCCUGCUCACACCAGAGGGUCUCAAGGAAUUCCCAGAACUGAUGGGUGCGGUGAGUCAGGCCCUAGGCAGAUCCCAAGGACAAGAAUCACUGCAAAACUUUCAACGUUCACUUCCUAGGCAAGACUAAAGUCUGUUUUAAAAGGGUGUGUGUGGGCCAAGUUCAGAGCAGUCUGGGACAUUUCAAACUGGCACCACCUCCUCUGGCUGCUUGUGAGGCCAUCCGGAGGCCAGGGCUCGGUCAGAUGAACGGAAAAGUAAAGAGAGGACCGCAGAGUCUGAGACCUUUGCGCAGAGGGCUGGAGUGUGGAGAGGAGCGGGAGGGAGAAUCAGGAGGAGGGCGCUGGGUGCGGAGGCCCCACCUUUCAUUCCAGAGCUGUACCGGCCGGGGCGGGAUGAGUCACGACUGGCUGGCUCCGCUGUGCGCCUUCCCAUAGGUGAGGAACUCGGACCUCUCCGGGGGUAAACUGCGCCGCCUGCUCGUCCUAGCCUUGGCCUUGGUUGGGUGCUGGAGUCCUGGGUCUGCCGGGUUUGGCCUCUGGGGCCACGGCUGGCUUUCCCUGAUGUAUGGCAAGAGCCCCGCGCUUGUGCUUCCACUUCUCCUGAGUUUACAGCUCACAGCCCUUUGUCCUACAGAAGCUGUGGAAAUUUACACCUCCGGGGCCCUGGAGGCAGUCAACGGGACAGAUGUUCGGUUAAAAUGCACUUUCUCCAGCUUUGCCCCUGUGGGAGAUGCGCUAACUGUGACGUGGAAUUUCCGACCUCGAGAUGGGGGUCGUGAGCAGUUUGUAUUCUACUACCACAUGGACCCCUUCAGGCCCAUGAGCGGACGGUUCAAAGACCGGGUGGUCUGGGACGGAAACCCCGAGCGAUAUGACGUCUCCAUCUUGCUCUGGAAGCUGCAGUUUGACGACAAUGGGACAUACACCUGCCAGGUGAAGAAUCCACCUGAUGUUGAUGGUCUGGUUGGGACGAUCCGGCUCAGUGUUGUGCACACUGUGCCCUUCUCUGAGAUCUACUUCCUGGCCGUGGCCAUUGGCUCUGCGUGCGCACUGAUGAUCAUCAUAGUGAUCGUGGUAGUACUCUUCCAGCAUUUCCGGAAAAAGCGAUGGGCGGACAGGGCUGAUAAAGCCGAGGAGACAAAAUCAAAAGAAGAGGAAAAACUCAACCAAGGAAACAAGGUCUCUGUUUUUGUGGAAGAUACAGACUAACACGUCGAGAGGCUGAGGACUUUUGAGGACACCAUCAGCACCCCCUUGAAAUCAGUAGAAAUGUUUCCAGCGAUGACCUGUCUGUCGACCUACAGGUUCUGCAGCACAAACCUGCCCAGAUGAGCAACGCCCCUGCCUGGCAGCUUUGGGUUCUGCCUGAUCUACUAGACUCAGACUUACCUUCAUUGCUACGGUUCUAUCUAAUUCCAGAGCGCAAUUGUGUGUUAGCUUUUGCAAACCAAGAGGUUACAUAUUUGUCCUUCCACAUUCCUAUGGUGUGUGAUUCCCAUAUUUCUGUGCAUACUGGCAUCAGAGGGGUAAGAAGCCAACUAGUUUGUCUGCCAGAACAUACCUUCUCAUAUUUUAGUUUCUUUAGAACAGCACACAGGUGUGCUCAGGGGUCUGAUAAGAUAGCUCAUCUAUCCUCUUGCAGAAGAUCCCAGUUCAGUUCCCAGCAUCCAUUUGGUGGCUCACAACCAUCAGUAUCCAGUUUUAGGGGAGGUGACACUCUCUUCUGGUGUCUGCAGGCACUGAAUGUAAUGAUACAUGCAGACACACCCCCCCAAGAUAAAAAUAAAUUAAGUCAUAAAAAGAUGAGCUAACCAUUCCAGCUACUUUUGAUUAAUACCAAAACCCAAAGUCACAUAGGAAGUCUGAUUUUCAUGGCUAUCUUUAAAUGGAAACAUCUUGUUUUACUGAUAUUUUUCUUCAAUAUCCUAGGUUUAUUGUUUUGUCAAUUAUUCCAAGGUUUAUAGAUGACAGCGCAAAUCUAAGCACAAUAACUACAAAAGGUCACAAGAACACCAGGACACCAGCAAGUGCUACCAGAAUGAAUCGCUCAGCAUUACUUUUGUAUUUAUUUAUUUAUUUUUAGUCAGGUUCUCACUAUGUAGUGCUGGCUGCUCUAGAGCUGACAAUUUAGAGUUGGCCUGAAACCUAGAGACACCCCCCUGCCUCAGCUCUUGAGUGCUUCACUCAAGGGUGUACCCCCACAUCUAGCCCGACUGUAGGUUUGUAAUGAGCACAGGCAGCUGCUUGCUGUGUGCUCCCUUUUAACCCCAGCUCAGAAGAUUCUCUUCAUUUGCAGACUGGAGCCCUUAAGCAAUUUAUUAGAAGACUUCGUGAUACACGAUAACUUUAAAAAAAAAAAA
Molecule: messenger RNA, 2503 nt
Organism: Mus caroli (Ryukyu mouse)
Lineage: Eukaryota; Metazoa; Chordata; Mammalia; Rodentia; Muridae
Gene: Mpzl2
Product: myelin protein zero like 2
Biological process (GO): cell-cell adhesion
Cellular component (GO): plasma membrane
Source: RefSeq, a predicted model, not a curated record